CUGCGCCUAUCAAUCUAUGUCUCUUCUUGCGAAUCUUGAACUUGUGUUGUCGGAUCCGAUAACCUUUGAUCUUCGUCACUGGUGACGUGCAAUAGGUAGUAUUUUACGAAUUGAAUUCAACUUAGCAGUGCGUAACUUUCUCUUUUAAAUCAGUAAAAUUUUUUUUCACACGAUACUGAAUAGUCAUCAAAAUGGAGAAGGAAGAAAGACCCUUCAAAGUUCAUGUUCUUGUAGUUCCAUACCCUUUACAGGGACACCUAAACCCCAUGUUGCAAUUCUCUAAACGCUUAGUCUCAAAAGGAGUCAAAGCUACAUUACCAAACACCAUAGCCAUAAACAAAUCCAUGCAUGCAGACCCAAAUAGCCCAGUGGACAUUGAAACAAUUUCUGAUGGUUUCGAUGAAGGUGGCUUUGCACAAGCAGAAAGCACAGAAAUUUACUUAUCAAGAUUACAAGAAGUGGGUUCGAAAACAUUAGCGGAUUUAAUCAACAGGCUUAAAGAUUUGGGUCGUCCAGUGACUGCAGUAAUUUAUGAUGGUUUCAUGCCAUGGGCACUUGAUGUAGCCAAGCAAUUUGGAUUAACAGGAGUGACGUUUUUCAACCAGUCUUGUUCUGUUAAUAACAUUUAUUACCAUGUGCAAAGAGGUCUUCUUCGUUUGCCGUUAUCAGAACCAACUGUUUCUCUUCCCGGAUUGCCUCUGCUUCAUGCUUCAGAGACGCCAUCUUUUGUAUCCGAUUCAGUAUCUUAUCCUGGUUUCCACCAUUUGGUAAUGAACCAAUUCUGCAACAUUGACGAAGCAGAUUGGGUUCUUUUUAAUUCCUUUUACAAAUUGGAGGAAGAGAUAGUGGUUUGGAUGGCCAAAAGGUGGCGUUUACGGACUAUAGGACCAACCCUUCCAUCGAUGUACUUAGACAAGAGAAUUGAAGAUGACAAAGAUUACGGCAUUAGUACUUUUAAGCCCGAUGAAACCAACUGUAUAAAAUGGCUGCAAGACAAGCCUAGUGCUUCAGUAGUGUAUGUAGCCUUUGGAAGCGUGGCCCGACUUGGAGCAGAACAAAUGGAGGAACUUGCUUGGGGAUUAAAGGCAAGUAAUUACUACUUCUUAUGGGUUGUAAGGGCAGCCGAGCAGGCUAAGCUGCCUAAAAAUUUCAAAGAAGAUACAUCAGACAAGUCUUUAGUGGUCAUUUGGAGCCCACAAUUAGAGGUGCUAGCAAAUGAAUCAACUGGGUGCUUUGUUACCCAUUGUGGGUUCAAUUCAGUUCUUGAAGCUUUGAGCUUCGGAGUUCCAAUGGUGGCUAUGCCUCAAUGGACUGACCAACCCACUAAUGCUAAGUAUGUUGAGGAUGUUUGGAAGAUGGGGAUUAGAGCUAUGGCUGAUGAGAAAGGUGUUGUUAGAAGACAAGCAAUAGAGCAUUGCUUAAGACAAGUAAUGGAAGGAGAGAAAGGAAAAGAAAUUAAGGAGAAUGCAAUUAAGUGGAAGAAUUUAGCUAAAGAAGCAAUUAGUGAAGGUGGUAAUUCUGAUACUAAUAUUGAUGAAUUUGUAGCCAAAUUAACUGGCUCUUAAUUUUUAUGCAGUUGUAAUCUUGAAUUUAUGUUUCUAUUAGAAUGAUUAACAAAUCCUCAA
Molecule: messenger RNA, 1625 nt
Organism: Jatropha curcas
Lineage: Eukaryota; Viridiplantae; Streptophyta; Magnoliopsida; Malpighiales; Euphorbiaceae
Product: UDP-glycosyltransferase 74G1
Molecular function (GO): quercetin 3-O-glucosyltransferase activity; quercetin 7-O-glucosyltransferase activity
Source: RefSeq, a predicted model, not a curated record